Messenger RNA from Paramecium pentaurelia, 933 nucleotides. The record is from the annotation of a GenBank genome assembly. NCBI's taxonomy places the organism in Eukaryota, Ciliophora, Oligohymenophorea, Peniculida, Parameciidae.
AUGUUUUUAUCUCCAAUUAAUGUAUCAAUUGAACUUAAAGUUCCUAAAAUUCUGACAAGAUCUCAAUUAACAGCUUCUAAGACUUUACAAAAUGCUGGCUAUGGCAUGAUGAUUAGUUUGAGUUGUAGUGGCUUUUUAAUGUUGCUUCUAGGAAGAUUUUAAUAAAUAAUUUCAUUAUUAAACAUACUUUAAUAAUAAUCAUUUUUUAAAUACUUAGAUGUAGAAUAUCCCUAACAUGUCUAAAUUUAUUUUGAAUCUUUAAAUUUCAUUACUUUGUAACCAUUAUUGAAUUAUUUAAAUUUUCCAGAUUUAUAUUCAAAUAUAUUUUCAAAAUAGUUUUAAGAGAGUGCAGGUAAUUUUAAAGAGUAUUAAAUAAAUGUUGAUUUUCUUAGCAAUAUUGAUUAUUUGGUAUUCUAAAUUUUUGUUGAAUGUACUUUUAGUUUAAUGCUCUAUAUAUAUGAAAAAAUAUAUUUCGAAACACAUUUCUUUAAGAAAAGUUUUAUAGUUUAUUUAAAAACUGAAAUGGAAAAUUAUAAUAUCUCUUUUUAUUUAUCUAUAUCAAUUUAAAAGGAAGAACUUAGAAAUUAAAAGAAUUAUCAGUAAAGAAGUUUUUAUUAAAUUCAUUUAUGCAAAUAGUUAAGACUUAAUGUUUAAAGUUGGUAAUUUUUUAUUUCUAAUACAAAGUCUGAAAUUCGAUAAAGAAUUUUCUUAUUAAUUUUUUUUGUGUUUUUAGGAAACAUAAUUUGGAUUUUCCUUUUUAACUUUAAAAAACAUAAGGUGAUAAAAAUCAAAUAAGUUUUUCAAUUAUAACAUGAAAAGUUAAUUUAUUUAAAUAAUUCGCUUUUCAUUUUCUUUUAACUUAAUUUAAAUUUUACCCUAUACUAUAAAGUCUACUACUAAUAUCAUUAGUUAAUACUACUUAUAUUAUUUUGA